Molecule: messenger RNA, 1104 nt
Organism: Drosophila sulfurigaster albostrigata
Lineage: Eukaryota; Metazoa; Arthropoda; Insecta; Diptera; Drosophilidae
Product: putative gustatory receptor 58c
Exons: 3
Coding region: 1-1104 (367 amino acids)
Biological process (GO): sensory perception of taste
Cellular component (GO): membrane
Source: RefSeq, a predicted model, not a curated record
AUGGUAUUUCCCUCAUAUUUGUUCCGCCUAAGUCAGGCAAUUGGACUGUGCAAUUAUAAAUAUGUGCCGGAAAGGGGACGCUUCAAGUGGGACAAAGGACCCAUGAGGAUAUACUGCAUUGUACUGCACAUAAUCUACGUACUUUUGACGCCGUGUGCCUUUAGCAUGAUGCUCCAGGACUACUAUGAUUGCCAGAAACUGGAGAUGUUGGCUAUAGCCUACAGCAUCGUCUCAACAGCCAAAGUCGCCUCCGUUGUGAUGCUGAUCUCAAGUAUCUGGUUGAUCGGUCGUAAAUGGCUGCGCAUGGUAAACGGUUUCAAGAUGUUCCAACACAUAUAUCGGAGAGAGCUUUCGGGUCGUGUUAACUUGUGGCAACACGUGUUCAAAAUUCCGCUAACCAUUUCUCGAUUUGCGAUACUAUUCAUUCAGCUUUUUGGACCUGCCAGCAUAUUCAUGUGCGAAAAGUUCGACGGGAUGAGAGCACAAUUCGCACCGUUGUAUGUCAUUUUAUCGUUGGGAAUUGCUCUCAUGGAAGUUCUACUGACCUCUGUGGACUAUUGGCUAUAUUACUUGAUGCACCUCAGCAAUCGAGUGCUCGGGUUUAUGUCUGAGGAGACGCAGGAAAUACGACAGGACUUGAACUGGUUGCCCCAGCGAGGCGGCAGUCAUCGAAAUGUUUUUCAGCAGCAGCUCCUUGCUGCCUGGCAUAAACUUUGGAGUCGCUGCUUGCGACUGGAUAGAUUAAUCAAUGAGAUGCUGAAAAUCAGCCAGUGGCAGAUACUUCUGAACUUCCUGUUUAUCAUAUUUGGAGUAAAUCGUUCACAGUGGACAAAUCUUUUGACGUGCAUGGAAAAGCUCUGGUUCACUCUUAGUGACCUUAACUUCGAUCCAACUAGAGAUACUUACGGCAUUGCAUUGCAACGUCAGAUGUCAUUUGCUAUCAUGGCCAUCAAUAGGAGGCAGCAUCGACGACAGGAUCGAGUGCGACUCCUUCAAAUUGCUGGUCUAUUUGAUAUGAACCCAAGAUCCGGAUACAAAAUGAGCACCAACAUUGCAAUGAAUGUGGUUAUCCUUUGGCAGAUUGCUUACAAAUACUAUUAUUGA